CUUUUACCUUCUCACUUAUUGUUUCAUUCUAUUCUCUUCUUCCAAGUGUUGCAUUUCAUAGAAAAAUAUGGCUUCCACGUUUGCACAAGCCAUUUUUGCAAUGCUGCUAAUUGCUUCAAUGGUGGCACUUGGCACAGCCAACAAGGAUUGGCAGCAGCGGAACUACACUGGCUGGGGUUUCAACCAUGGUCCAUAUCACCUCAACAAGACAGAAGGACCCAACAAGAUCAUUGUUGGUGGCUCCGAAAACUGGCAUUAUGGUUUUAACUAUGCAGAUUGGUCUCUGAAAAAUGCCUCAUUUUACGUCCAAGACACUCUGGUUUUCAAGUAUGAUCCGCCAAACAACACCACACCUCCUCACAGCGUGUACAUGCUACCAAACCUUUGGAGCUUCAUACACUGCGACUUAAGCAAGGCCAAGAUGGUGGGAAGUCCAACACAAGGAGGUGGAAACGGCUUUGAGUUUGUGCUCAAGAGCUCGCGGCCUUACUACUUUGCUUGUGGCGAGCACAAUGGUACACAUUGUAAAGACGGAAUGAUGAGGUUCUUCGUGUUCCCAAAGCUUCGCGGCUGGCAUUAUUAAGAGUUUGAGAUGUGAAUACAAAACCUUGAUACUUCGUUUCUGGAGAAGGAUUUUUAGUAUUCGAUUAAUUUUUUACCUUUGAGCAAAUAACAAGCUAGACUUGGCGUAAAGUUUUGACAUAUUGUGGUUAUUAGCUGAUCAUAAGUUCACCAGUG
Rosa rugosa (rugosa rose) is the source of this 738-nucleotide messenger RNA. RefSeq lists its product as uncharacterized. The record is from RefSeq and is a predicted model, not a curated record. Bases 68 to 583 code for a protein of 171 amino acids. Gene Ontology annotation, molecular function: electron transfer activity. The transcript is spliced from 2 exons. NCBI's taxonomy places the organism in Eukaryota, Viridiplantae, Streptophyta, Magnoliopsida, Rosales, Rosaceae.